AUGAGCACACCCGUCACCAACCCAGCCACUCCAAAUGAACAGCCCAACCCGGCUGCUGCUCAUCUGCGCGUGCCAGGCAUCUACACCUCCGGAUCAUCCAGGUCUGGAAGCGAUCCAGCGCUGCACGUCGUCAAAAAUGCCGCUCAGCGCGAAAAAGUCCAGCAGAGCGUGACCGAAAAGGGAUUCUUGCCCAAGGAACUCGUCAAAUACGAAGUCGAGUGGUUCUACGACAGCCUCGGAAUUGAAGAAAAUUACUUUGCGAACGAGUCGGUGGAUGUGAUCACCGACCACAUUAUCGCGCUCUUUGCCGCCAAGACUCUUGCGUAUACCAAGCACUCGAACCAGCUCGUCAUCGAGCUCGAAAAGAUUACAGAGAAUGGUGCUCUGUUUAUUCACACUAGUGCGCCCGGUGUCACCUCCAACGAAGGACCCGGUGCCACCUGUGAACGAAGGAUCGACGACAUGUUCCUCGACGUAUCGACACCGGAAAAAGCGUUCCGCCUCGAAACCUAUCGCUCAGCUGGCGUGACCUCCGCCGCCAACUCGCAAUCUCUCCGCUGCUACUUUGUAUCGCAAUGCGUAUUCCCCGAGUACAAACCCCCAAGUCCAACUCAAGACCCCUCCAAACGCGCCAAGACGGACAUUCGUACCGUCUCCGAUAAAGUAUUUUUAGAAAAAGCGUCCGACAACACGCUCGAGAUUUACCAACAGGUCAUGUGGAACGUGGAAGAGAGGUUUGGACCUGUGAUUGAAUUUUACGAGGUGGAGGGCACGAGGGAGAGGAGGGUUGUGAUUGGGUACAAGAUGGGCACCACCGCACACUUUUUCAGUGCGUUGAGUGAGCUGUAUCACUUUUACUCGCUUUAUUCGGCGAGAAAGUAUGUCGAACAGUUUGCCAACGGCGUCACUAUCAUCUCCCUCUAUCUGAACCCACUCCCUGGCACGAAUGCUCCCCCGAUUGAGCACUCUAUCUUCCAAGUUACCAAAGAAGCUUCGUUGCUCUACUGUCUCCCCGACAAUCCCUUCUUCCGCACUGAAGUCGGGGUCACUCCCACCUCACAUGCUGUCCAAGAAGCCACCUACGCUUACGCCGGAUGGAUCUUUGCACAGCACUUCUGUAACCGUCUCGGUCCAGCGUACUCGGCCCUCAAAGGCGUCCUCGAUGAAGCCAACCCAGGCCACGCCGAAGUCCUCACCCAGAUCAACAAGCGUUUCAGGGAGGAGACGUUUACGCGACAAG
Molecule: messenger RNA, 1240 nt
Organism: Acaulospora colombiana
Lineage: Eukaryota; Fungi; Glomeromycota; Glomeromycetes; Diversisporales; Acaulosporaceae
Source: the annotation of a GenBank genome assembly